This is a messenger RNA of Melanotaenia boesemani (Boeseman's rainbowfish), 3228 nucleotides long. RefSeq names its product mitogen-activated protein kinase 8a (gene mapk8a). Lineage: Eukaryota; Metazoa; Chordata; Actinopteri; Atheriniformes; Melanotaeniidae. Gene Ontology annotation, biological process: protein phosphorylation; JNK cascade. Bases 180 to 1547 code for a protein of 455 amino acids. Gene Ontology annotation, molecular function: JUN kinase activity; ATP binding. Gene Ontology annotation, cellular component: cytoplasm; nucleus. The transcript has 12 exons. The record is from RefSeq and is a predicted model, not a curated record.
GCACAGCGCGUCCUGGCCUGUCAGUAGCAGACAGAUGGAAACGUAGGCAUUGAAUUUGGUGAGGUCAUGUAUUUUUAAGUCGCAUAACGGGAUAAAUCAUUCCUGAGCGGCGGCAUAAACAAAUUGUCAGGCGCUACGGAACAUUUCACCGCUAACAGGAUCGAUCGUUUCUUGAUUUGAUGAUAGAGUGGACAUUUUUGGAUGCACAGAAAGCAUUAAUUGAAGAAUUUGCCAUGAACAAAAACAAAAGAGAACGAGAGUUCUACAGCGUAGAUGUUGGGGAUUCAACAUUCACAGUCCUGAAACGAUACCAGAAUCUAAGGCCCAUUGGCUCAGGAGCACAGGGAAUCGUCUGCUCUGCUUACGACCAAGUCCUUGAAAGAAAUGUUGCCAUCAAGAAGCUGAGUCGGCCGUUUCAGAAUCAAACCCAUGCCAAGCGGGCGUACAGAGAGCUAGUCCUAAUGAAAUGUGUCAAUCACAAAAAUAUUAUUGGCCUAUUAAAUGUAUUUACUCCACAAAAAUCAUUGGAAGAAUUCCAGGAUGUAUACUUGGUGAUGGAGCUGAUGGAUGCCAACCUGUGCCAGGUCAUUCAAAUGGAGCUGGAUCAUGAGAGGUUGUCAUAUCUGCUCUAUCAGAUGUUGUGUGGUAUCAAACACCUCCAUGCUGCUGGCAUCAUUCACAGGGACCUCAAGCCCAGUAAUAUAGUUGUCAAGUCUGAUUGUACACUGAAGAUUUUGGACUUUGGUUUGGCUCGGACAGCCGCCACAGGCCUGCUGAUGACACCAUACGUAGUUACUCGGUACUACAGAGCACCAGAAGUUAUCCUGGGCAUGGGCUACCAAGCUAAUGUGGAUGUAUGGUCAGUGGGCUGCAUAGUGGCUGAGAUGAUCAGGGGAAGUGUGUUGUUCCCCGGCACUGAUCACAUCGACCAGUGGAACAAAGUAAUUGAGCAGCUAGGCACUCCAUCUCAGGAUUUUCUAAUGAAGCUGAAUCAGUCGGUUAGAACGUAUGUAGAAAACCGGCCACGCUAUGCUGGAUACAGCUUUGAGAAACUCUUCCCAGAUGUGCUCUUCCCUGCCGACUCUGAUCACAACAAACUGAAAGCAAGCCAAGCCAGAGAUCUCUUAUCCAAGAUGUUAGUGAUUGAUGCAUCGAAGCGUAUCUCUGUAGAUGAAGCCCUGCAGCAUCCUUAUAUUAAUGUUUGGUAUGAUCCAGCUGAAGUGGAAGCUCCCCCUCCAAAGAUCUCAGACAAACAGCUGGACGAGAGAGAGCAUACUGUGGAGGAGUGGAAAGAGCUAAUUUACAAAGAAGUGAGUGAAUGGGAGGAGUUGACGAAGAAUGGCGUGAUAAGAGGCCAGCCAUCUCCUUUAGGUGCAGCAGUGAUCAACAGCCCUCCUCAGCCAACGUCCUCCUCAUCCUCGGCCAACGAUGUUUCAUCCAUGUCCACAGAACCGAGCGAUCCCAGCAGUGACCCCACUAUGGCCUCUGAAACAGACAGCAGCUUGGACAGUCACACCUCUCUGGGUGCGCUGGCCUGCUGCAGAUAAUGUACAUCCACACACACGAAAGCAAACCUUCUCUUCAUCAGUUCAUGUGAUGGGGACGGGUUAAAUGGAACUCUUGUUAGUUUGUAGAGCUGCGCUUUUUAAUGUACAGUUUGUUUUUAUGUUGAUUUCUUCCUGAAUUACAACUGCUGUAAAUUAUUGUGGUCUGAAAUUGUAUCAUUACUGUAUUUUUGCUGCAAAGAAUCAAAGGUAUGUUCUGAUGUGAAACUGUGACGUAUGUCAUGAAAGAAAGGGAUCUGAGUAUACUUUACACAUUGCUGCGAUUUUUUUUUAGCGGUUGCUAAAAAUCCUAAUACUGUACUCUUAGCACUGCAAUAUCAUGGUGAGUUUUUUUAUGUAAUUUUUUUUUAACAUUUGAAAUAAUCUACAUUAACUCUUCAAGUAGAUUUUAGCACACUUUACCUUGGACUGAAACAGAAUUGGAUGAUUCUUGUAGAAAGAAGCCCUUAACUUAUCCAAGUUAAUAUUUCUUUUUUCUAGUCAUGUCAGUGUGAGUGUUUUAACAAGUAAUCCCAAUGGUCUGUUACCCUGAAUGAAUUUAGUUUUUUACUGUAGCGUACUGUACACUGACUGUCUGUAGGUGAUAGUUUGUUGAAUGAGUGACAACAGGUUGAAUGUGAAGUGAAAAGAAGUGUUGAUCAGACAUGAGCCUAAAAACACUGAUUAUUGGCCAUGCCACAGACUGGAAUGAGUGCUGUAAUUGGGGACUGCUACCAGAGACUAAUUUUAUUUUAGUCACUUUAUCUUUUUAAGGUAUUCUGUUAGCAGCAGUCCGAUAUUAAUAGUAUUUCAUUUAAGUGCCCUUAUUCAGUUCCGUUAUUAAUUUUUUUUAUUCUUCUCUGUGGCAGACGCUGCUGUCUUCUGUGAUGCGUCUGAGUUCUACCUCGCACAUGCACACAUUAUUGAAGAUAGAGUUUCAUGGCACAGCUCUUUUGAAAGAAAAGCAAAGUCGAUUGUUCUCUUUGUUUUAUGAUAUUUAUUUCAAGCUAAGAGGCAUCUAUUGUAUGUAAUGUACAUCUCAUUCAAAGGUACUAUUUAUACACAUUUUGUUUCUUUUUUUUGUGUUGUAUAUUUCAUGAAUAACUAGUCAGUGGUCAAUCUGUACAUUUUACUAUAGAUGUAUGUAUGUUUACUGAGAAUCAGGAAACAGGUAUUUGUCACCUGUCAUGGUAACCUUUGGAUGUAUUUGAUGUCUCAAAUUCCUGAACUGUCCUUUUGCCCUUUAAUGGUUGGGCACUCCAGGCAGUAACCCUUUAGAAUCAACUCCCAGAAUGCACUUUGGGGAUUGUGACGCAUGUCCUGACCCUUUCAUGGCCACAUCUCAACUGACUGUUGUGACUUCCCCUUCAUGUGAUUAUCCUCUCGAUCUCCUAAAAGAUAGAACCAAUAGAAUAGACUUACGCAUGAGUUUUCCCGUUGCAAUAGUGCAGGUAAAUUUUAAAGAAAAUCAUUCAGCACCACUGGGAUAACGUUGCAGUCUUCUGAGACUUUGCCCAAACGCUGUCAGCAAAGAGUUAAAAUUGUGUGGUAGGUUUUGGAAAGGCCAGUUGUGUGAAUUUUAGCCUUUGGGUCUGAAAUUGCCUCACUAACAGACCAGUUAUUCAGUAUACAUCAGAAAUGAAAACUACCUUCAACUCCAGUGAAUAAAAGAGUUGAAUUUUAA